AUGAACGCGUCGACGUCUUGGACAGGCAUUCCACGUGACGACCGCGAGCAAGAGCGCCUCAGACUUGAACAUCAGCUGUUUAGCAACAUUUCCUUUGACAACGUUGCAGAAGAUAGCGGCCACCGUCUUGGUCUCGAGCCAUACGACGAGGAAGACGAAGAAGAAGAUGGCUCUCGAUUCUCCAUCGAGUAUCCACGGAAUCCCCACGUUCAUUCACGCGAUUACAGCGUCCCCGACCAUUUGUAUCCAGCAGACGACGCAGACGACGGGGAGACAAAGAGCAGCAUGGCGCAUCACGCAAGCGCUGUGACAUUUCGUACAGGUCUACGAGGUCGCGCACGCGACCAAUCGCACGAUCUCAGCAAUGUCGAGUAUGACCCAGACCGGCCAUUGGACGCACUCCUCCGUGGUACAUCAAACCUAUCCAUCCUGAGGGACUCUCCUCGCACCAACAAGGAACAAUCCUCAUCGCAUAGUCGCAGCGAAUUCACUAAACGUGCGCGGGGACUAGGAAAGCAAAUUGACGAAGAAAAAUCGCGUCGUUAUCCAGUCGUACAUGAUUUAGACGAAGACUCUGUUCGAGCGACAGUACCGGCCCCGGCUGUUGCCUUCUCAAAGAAUCUAGCAGCGAACAUGGCCCCUGCACGCGUUUUCCCUGCAUUUGCGCGUGUCCAGCUUCCUGAUGUCACUGGCAUCACUUCUGCUGUCGCGACGCCCCACAAGGGUGAUGCGUCUUUUAAACGAUUCUCGUCCUCAGCAAGCAAACAAGGCGUGCAAUUUAGACUCCACUCGGCGUCGUCUUCCCGAAAGGACUCGCUCUCCCAGUCGACAAGCAAGCGUCCGCGUGAUGCGGACAAAAAUACCGAGGCCCUAGAAGACCUCACAAAGCGUUUGGGCCUCAUUGAGCGGGAGAAUGCCACGAGUCGGAGAAGAGUCAACGAGCUUGAAAUGGAACUCGAAGCAUGCAAAGAAGAGGUCGCGCAGGAGAAGACAAAACUCAUGGAGCUGACGCGCAACGGCAACGUCUAUGAACGUGGUGCUCGCUCCAACAGUUUGGGCUCCAAGACGAUUACACCUGCGACUGUCAACCAAGGGAAUGUUUCGCUGCGAGAGAGCGAGAGACGGUAUCGCGAGGCUGUCGAAGAGAAGAAGGCGCUGGAAGACCUCGUCACCAGUCUAAGGGCGCACCUUACGCGCAUGUCUGAAAAGGUCUCCAACCACCACGACAUUAUCAACACUCUUCGAACCACACGCGAGCAAGAUGCGCACGAGUUGCGCAUGAAGUGUUUGGAGAUUGACCGCCUUCGUUCUGACGUUGACACACUUCAAGAAGACGUUGUUCGUUUACGCGAAGUUGUCGAAGAUGGACUCAAGGAGCGUAAACGAGAUGAACCGAGUCUCAUUGUCAUCGAACGACCACAAGUGGACGUGACCGCUGAAGAAGAGGAAAGUACAUUUGACAAUUCUCUUCUCCGACGGCCUGCGCCGGUACCACGAAGGGCUGAACGACAUGAAGUGCUGAGUGCCGUGAUGGAAGAAGACGAACCCCUGUCGAGAUCGGCAACGACGGUGCGCAGUGCAGAACCACAACCUACGGUACCCAUGACGGCGUCGAAUGGGAACCGGUUUGUGCAGGAUGCAGAACUGGAGCGCGUUCGAGCAGAGAUGGAAGAACGAAGGUCGAUGCGUUCCAUGAACGCGUCUUCCUCUCGGUCCAUUGAACGAAGCGCCGCCGGUUCGCCACCACCCCAGCUCCAUCAACAAACCACGUUUGCCAAACGCGCACCGAGACAAGCGCAGGUUCAGAACACACCUCCACGACCGUUGACGCCGGAUUCGGAUAGUCAACGGCCGUCACCCCGCAUCGGUUCCCAGCGACCCAAGUCCAUGUUGGCGUCAUCGGCUGGGGAUGUGCAUGGACGCGAGAGGGAAGGACGAGAGUCGCCGGUACCAAUGCCGCAGAUUCGGGGCGAACGACUCGAGCGAUUGUUCCACGCUGCGCCUGCGCACAAUGAACGGACGUGUGGUGUAUGUCAUCGACGUAAACGGAGCUCGAAGCACCAUUCGUCUUCCCAUCCUCAUCGACGACACUCUUCUGCGCGCCAGCAUCACCAUCAAGAAGAAGACGUGGAGGAAGAAGAGAGGUUGUUGGAUGGGGAUGCGGGCGAGUGCCAGUUUGUGAAUGGGGAUGAGCGGUUUAUUGCGGACAUUGCCCGACGAAGGGGGAUUCCGCCACAGACGGUGCUCGCAAGGGUGUUGAGAGAGCUCGAGGAUGAUUUUACGCAUUACAAGGCGAUCUACGUCGAGCUUGCAGACGAAUACAAAGCGAUGGACGCCGCGUCGGACAUGUCAAAGCGCAACUUGUUGGCAAAUCACUUGCGAGAAGUGAUUGAUGUGCUUGAGCAAAAGGGCGAUCAAAUUGCGUCGUUGUAUGAUCUCCUUCAUUUCGAGGAUAAGCCACUCCCGUCGUCAUCCUCGCCGAAACCCACUUCGUCGACGCGACGGAGGCUCAGUUAG
Molecule: messenger RNA, 2517 nt
Organism: Serendipita indica DSM 11827
Lineage: Eukaryota; Fungi; Basidiomycota; Agaricomycetes; Sebacinales; Serendipitaceae
Source: the annotation of a GenBank genome assembly